GUUUCAGUCCAUGUGACAACAGUAAUUUAAAACCUGAGCAGGGAGAAAUGCGUCAUUUGAUAAACCCUAAAUGUUGUCUUUAAAUAUCUCUUCUCUUCCAUUUCGUUUUCCUCAUUUUCAGGAGUUUUCACUCUGGGCGACCUACUCAGGUCACCGUCUUGAGCUUCUAACAUGGCAGAUGGAUCACACCAUCCAUCAGUAUUUCAGAAAAUUCAGGGACAGUCCUACUUCGUUUCCAAGCUGUCCCCCAGUUUGCACACCCGUAAUUAUAAUGUGACUGGUUAUGUUAAUGGAGGUUUGCAGAAUUCUUUGCUGCCAACAAGACAGGGCAAUGGCUUGGCACUUGCACCUCUUUCUCCCAUACAUGUACAAGCUCCAUCAGAGAAAGGAGCCUAUGGUUUUCUGGUGGAUUUUCUUAUGGGAGGAGUUUCUGCUGCUGUUUCCAAGACCGCAGCUGCUCCAAUUGAGCGUGUUAAGCUUUUGAUCCAGAAUCAGGAUGAAAUGAUUAAGGCUGGUAGACUGUCUGAACCAUACAAGGGAAUUUCUGAUUGCUUUGCCAGAACUAUGAAGGAUGAAGGUGUCAUUGCUCUAUGGAGAGGAAACACAGCUAAUGUUAUCAGAUACUUCCCUACCCAGGCCCUGAACUUUGCAUUCAAGGAUUACUUCAAGAGACUGUUUAACUUCAAGAAAGACAGAGAUGGCUACUGGAAAUGGUUUGCUGGGAACUUGGCAUCUGGUGGAGCUGCUGGUGCUUCAUCACUUCUCUUUGUUUACUCUCUUGACUAUGCUAGAACUCGUCUGGCUAAUGAUGCUAAGGCGGCUAAGAAGGGUGGUGAGAGGCAGUUUAAUGGUUUGAUCGACGUCUACAAGAAGACAAUCAAGUCUGAUGGCGUUGCAGGGCUCUAUCGUGGAUUCAACAUCUCUUGUGUUGGGAUUAUAGUGUACCGUGGACUCUACUUUGGAAUGUAUGACUCUUUGAAACCUGUGGUACUAGUCGGAGGGUUGCAGGAUAGUUUCUUCGCUAGCUUUUUACUGGGAUGGGGAAUCACAAUUGGAGCUGGUUUGGCUUCAUACCCCAUUGAUACAGUGCGAAGAAGAAUGAUGAUGACCUCCGGAGAAGCUGUCAAGUACAAGAGCUCUCUGGAUGCGUUUAGUCAGAUUUUGAAGAAUGAAGGUGCUAAAUCACUCUUCAAGGGUGCUGGUGCAAACAUCCUGCGUGCUGUUGCUGGUGCUGGUGUGCUUGCUGGUUAUGACAAGCUGCAGGUCAUUGUUUUUGGCAAGAAAUACGGAUCAGGCGGUGGUGGUUAAUAUAUUUACGCAGGUUGGGGAUGGUGCUCUUCUCAAGUUUGAAUAAUUUUGGAUGAGCAAAUAGUGUUUUUUUAUGUUUCCCAUUAUUAGGGAUUUGACAUAAAGAGAAUGUUAUAGUCAUCAAAGAACUAUUUGAAUUUGAAGUGUUUUUGUGCUUGAGCUCUAGACCGUAGUUUUCAGUUCUUUUGUUGAGAAUAAUCAAACAAAUUUCUUUUGCAAUUA
This is a messenger RNA of Pistacia vera, 1530 nucleotides long. RefSeq names its product ADP,ATP carrier protein 3, mitochondrial. Lineage: Eukaryota; Viridiplantae; Streptophyta; Magnoliopsida; Sapindales; Anacardiaceae. The record is from RefSeq and is a predicted model, not a curated record. Gene Ontology annotation, cellular component: mitochondrial inner membrane. Gene Ontology annotation, biological process: mitochondrial ATP transmembrane transport; mitochondrial ADP transmembrane transport. The coding region runs from base 172 to 1308 and encodes 378 amino acids. The transcript has 3 exons. Gene Ontology annotation, molecular function: ATP:ADP antiporter activity.